UAAUCACAUUCCAGAUAUAUAUAAUUAGUGCUAAACUAAAAUGCUUAGAGCUGUAUCAGUUAGACAAGCCAGAGGUGUGGUUUCAGGUAGAAGUUGUAAGAAUUUAAUUGGAAGUUUACGGAGUUUUUCUAAGAUAGUAAGUCAAGUUGAUGCUUCAGACGAUUCACAAACUGGUAAAUUUGUUAAUACAGUUUCAAAACCUUAUGCUGUUACUACUUAUGCUAGACCAAAUUUAGUAUUGACUCAUGGUAAAGGAUCGAUUUUAUAUGAUUUAGAAAAUAGACAAUAUAUAGAUUUUAGUAGUGGGAUUGCUGUUACUUGUUUAGGACAUGCUAAUGAAGAACUUGCCCAAGUUAUUAAUGAUCAAACAUCAAAAUUAUUACAUUGUUCAAAUUUAUUCUAUAAUCUUCCUGCUGGAGAAUUGGCUAAUAAAUUAGUAUCUAAAACCAGAGAUUCAGGAGCUAUGAAAGAUGCUCAAAGAGUAUUUUUAUGUAAUUCAGGUACUGAAGCUAAUGAAGCUGCAUUAAAAUUUGCUAGAAAAUAUGGUAAAACAAUUAAUGAAUCUAAAAUUGAAAUUAUAACAUUUAAAAAUUCUUUUCAUGGUAGAACUAUGGGAGCUUUAUCUGUUACUCCUAAUCCUAAAUAUCAAGCACCAUUUUCUCCUUUAAUUCCGAGUAUUCAAGUGGCUGAUACUGAAGAUAUUAAUAGUGUAGCUAAAGUUAUUAGUAAAGAAAAAACUUGUGCAGUUAUUAUUGAACCAAUUCAAGGUGAAGGUGGAAUUAAUAUUGUUAAUGAAAAAUUCUUAGUUGAACUUCGAAAACUUUGUGAUGAAAAUGAUGUAUUAUUAAUUUUUGAUGAAAUUCAAUGUGGUUUAUCAAGAAGUGGUAAAUUAUGGGCUCAUUCAACUUUAAAUGAAUCAGUUAAUCCAGAUAUUCUUACUAUGGCUAAAGCUUUAGGUAAUGGAUUCCCAAUUGGUGCUACUAUGAUUACUGAUAAAGUUGAAAGUGCCCUUCAAGUUGGUGAUCAUGGUACUACUUAUGGUGGUAAUCCAUUAGCUGCUAGAAUUGGUAAUUUUGUUUUAGAUAAACUUACUGAAGAAUCUUUCUUACAAGGGGUUAAUGAAAAAUCAGAAAUUUUUAAAACUUCUCUUGAUAAGAUAGCUAAAAAAUAUCCUGAUCAUGUAUUGGCAGUUAAGGGUAAAGGAUUAUUAUUAGGAUUACAAUUAAAUAAUUCAGUCGAUAGUACGGCUGUAGUUAAUAAGUGUAGAGAAAAUGGGUUAGUCGUUAUAACUGCGGGUUUAAAUGUGGUAAGAAUUGUUCCAGCCUUAAAUAUCCCUAAUGAAUUGAUUUCUAAAGGGUUAGAUAUAUUGGAUCAUAGUUUGAAACAGGUUAUUGAAUCUUCAACUUAGUUAUCUACGUAUAUUACCAUAGAAUUUAAUCCAUAGUACAUAGUACAUACAUUAGAGAAAAGCUCGGCUGCGAUUUGUAGAGCGGGAUCUGAACCCGUGAAAGAAAAAAA
Molecule: messenger RNA, 1518 nt
Organism: Scheffersomyces amazonensis
Lineage: Eukaryota; Fungi; Ascomycota; Pichiomycetes; Serinales; Debaryomycetaceae
Gene: ARG8
Product: acetylornithine transaminase
Exons: 1
Coding region: 41-1408 (455 amino acids)
Biological process (GO): arginine metabolic process
Cellular component (GO): mitochondrial matrix
Molecular function (GO): pyridoxal phosphate binding; transaminase activity; identical protein binding
Source: RefSeq, a predicted model, not a curated record